UUAGUAAUUCUUCAAAAAUAUAUUAUUUUAUAUUAUAGAUAUUUUUUUCUUAUAAAAUGACUACAUUAACAUCUUUCCCCGAAAAUGAUAAGUGUCCUAAAGUUUGUACUGAUAUUGGGGCGUUUAAAAAAGCUUCUAAAACUCCAGAACAGGCUGAGAAAGAAAUAAAAAAUGCUGAAGAAACUAAAGCUGCUGUUGCAGAACCUUCACCACCACCAACGUUUCAAGAAUCACUCGAAGGAACUGGUCUUCCACCCACGGGUGAGGAAUACUUACCUAAUCUCAAACCAGGAACAGAUGGUAAAGUUGACUGGACACCACUUGGGGAUAUGACUGGUACCAGACCAGGGGUCAAUAAAUACUCUAUUAGCCGGUAUUCACUGAAUGAAUGGAGAAAACAUAACCAGAAUGUAUUAGAUCCCGAAGUAAUUACUGAGUCUAAUAUAAUAGACUACAAUGCGAAAACAUCUAUGAUGCAGGCUUUUGGUAAUAUAGAUAAACAGCAGAGUGAAAACACAAAGAGGUUAAAACAAAAAGCUAGAGAUAUCUUUAGAUGGAAAGUAGAAGUUGAAAAAGCUUGUAAGGCAAUAACUGAGGAAGUUGAAUAUCUAGAAAUAGAACGACAAAGACUGAAAGGAGCAUCUAGAGUACUGAUGUUGCCUGAAUCGAUUUCAAAAGAAUGUUUAGACCUCCGUUCAAACAGGUUCCAAUCAGAUUUAGUUGCUGAUUUAGCGGAGCAAGAAUUAAUCAAAGAAAUGAAUUUAGUAAGCGAAGUGAGAGCAACUUUGAAAAAUACUUUAAAUCAAAUCGAAGAACAAAUGGCUAUAAAUAAAGCUGCUAAACACAGAAUCGAAUACGAUUGUUGUGAUAAAGCUAUGGCUUACAAUACUGAGUCCAUCAACCUUAGUCUUAAUACAAAAUCGAAUACAAUCUUGUUUAAACCUGGUUCUACAAGAUUUGGUGAUUAUACUGCUCCAUUAGAAUAUUGGGAGUAUUUUUGUAGAGAAAAUGUCCAGAACUGUGAAGCAGCAAGACAAAAAUCUGCGGAUUUAAGAGGUAGCCUUAAUGCUAUUUUAGUGAAUGGUGGAAGGAAAUUAAGAAAUCAAGCCGAUAGAACUGAUAUGGCUUUAGCUGAGACUGUCGCUAUAACUCAAGAAUUAUGCAUGAAACUUGAAGAAACUUUGAGAAACACGCUGCAAAGGAUUGCAGAUAUGGAGGUGUUAAUAGAUAAUUUAAAAGAUUCUAUUAGAAAAAUGGACUCGGCCAUGAAAUUGGCGCAAACGAGACUUGAUAAUAGAAAUAAUUGGAGGCCACAUGGAGAGAGUGUUAGAGACCAACCACACUUAGGUUUAAUUGAGGAAGUAAAAAAGAUUCAUGAGACUGUAACUUCUCUUCUUGGACAACUGCGUAAUGCGGAACGAGUGAGAGAAGAUUUAUUAAAAAAGAGAAUUGUCUUGGAAAAAGAUAUAGCUUCUAAACGUAAGACAUUAAAUAUUGAUAGAGACAGAUGUGGGAUGAUCAGAUCUCACUAUCCAUCAGCUUCUGAACUAGCUGGGUAUUGAUUAAUAAAUAUAUGGAUCACAUGCAGAUAUAUUUACAUAAUUUUGUAGAAAAUUUAAUGUUAGUAAUUCUAUAUUGUUUUCUUUUAUUGUUUUUAAAUCUUCUGAUUCUUCAUUCAGUCUAUUUUUAUGCGAUUUCAAAAAAGGACUUUCUUUUU
Galleria mellonella (greater wax moth) is the source of this 1717-nucleotide messenger RNA. Its product is annotated as tektin-4-like. The record is from RefSeq and is a predicted model, not a curated record. The transcript has a single exon. The coding region runs from base 57 to 1562 and encodes 501 amino acids. Lineage: Eukaryota; Metazoa; Arthropoda; Insecta; Lepidoptera; Pyralidae. Gene Ontology annotation, cellular component: nucleus; microtubule cytoskeleton. Gene Ontology annotation, biological process: cilium assembly; cilium movement involved in cell motility.